Molecule: messenger RNA, 971 nt
Organism: Diospyros lotus (date-plum)
Lineage: Eukaryota; Viridiplantae; Streptophyta; Magnoliopsida; Ericales; Ebenaceae
Product: chaperone protein dnaJ 72
Exons: 3
Coding region: 133-684 (183 amino acids)
Source: RefSeq, a predicted model, not a curated record
CCGGCCCACGCGUCUCCACCCUUUUCCACUCCCGCGAUGGGCCGAUGGCGUCUAGGCCAAAUUCCCGCCCCCGCACGGAAAGCACUGCCCUGAAAAACUCUUCUGCCGCCGGACACGAAUCGAUCGCCGGCUAUGGAGCACCACUACAAGGUGUUGGGACUGAGCCGGAACGCCACCAAAGAAGAAAUCAAAGAAGCCUUCCGGAAGGCGGCGAUUAAGUUCCACCCUGACAAGCACUCUGGAGCCCCCGAUUCCGUCAGGGAAGCCGCGAUCGUCCGGUUCAAACAGGCUUCCGAGGCCUACGAGUUCCUCAUGGACGAUUCCAAGCGCGGCUUCUACAAUGGAGGAAGAAGAGGCGGCUUCAAUUCAGCCGCUUAUGGUGCUUAUAGUGGUUAUAAUGCGAACCCUAACAGCGGCUAUAGUUAUUACGGAUACAAUAACAGAAGCAGAGGAAGAGCUGCCUAUGGUUACGGCGGCUUCAUGUCAAAGCUUGAAAUCGCUCUCCGCUUCCUCACAACCCGUUCGUUUCUUCUCCACGUCGCCUUCGCUGGUGCUUUAUUAGGUGGAGGGGUUAUCAUUGAAAGGAGCGGGGGUGCCUUAUGGAAGAUGCAGAAUCCUGGGAAAUCAUUUGAAGAUGCUAUGGAAACCGUGAAAAAGUCCAAGACAGCCAAAGAUAAGAUGUGAAAAGGCCCGAAAUAUCUAUGAAUGCAGGAUCGAUGCCCUUUUAUGCUCGAUCCAAGUUGUUUCUGUGGCUGCAGCAGUUACCUUUUCAUAAUCAGUUGGGCAGUCGGGAAAUGGCAUCUGUUCAAGGGAAUAUUUUCAACUAGCAUUAGAUGAUUACCCAAUCAAGAUGAAAACCGAAGACAUAGCUAAAGAUAUUUUAUAUAUAUGUAUGUAUGUAUGUAUGUAUGUAUGUAUGUAUGUAUGUAUAGUUCUUGAUGAGUGGAGAAGAGAUUUGUUGUAUGAAUUUA